UCUUGCAAAAAGCGGUACUUCUGAUAACCUUGACGACUAAUAAGUUAAAUUUUAUAAUUUCAGUGGGGUUAUACGAUUGGGUAGUAGAACGUGCCAAGCUGUUGACGUUGAUAAAGUUGGCUGGUUUUUCUCAAUAAUAGAAACCAUUAAAUUGUUUGUAGUUGAUUAUUGUAGUGUCAGUUGUUAAUUUAUACAAAAUGAAUAAUCCGUUUGAUAGUUGUCUUGUGGUGUGCAAUUUAUUCAUAAUUGUCAGUUGAGCUGACUUUAUUUAACAACCUUAUUGCAAGUGCAUUGUUAUAAACAGUCAUGGCAAGUAAUGUACAAAGGACUAAAAGUAAAAUUCCAUUUAUACCAGGCACUAAGCCUUCAGCACAGAAUGCACAGUUACUUAUUUCUACUGGAAUACCAUCUCUGGAUCAUGUAAUUGGAGGAGGUUUACCAGUUGGAUCUAUACUCUUAAUAGAGGAAGAUACUUAUAAUAGCUAUGCAAAAAUUAUGCUCAAAUAUUUUAUGGCUGAGGGUAUCGUCUCUUCGCAUUCUCUCCUUAUUGCUUCAAGAGACACGAAGCCAACGCAGCUGUUGGCGGAACUGCCUGCAGUUGCAGUUAGUUCCUCUACAAAAUCCAAAACACAAGCAACGGAUGAGCAAAUGAAGAUUGCUUGGAGAUAUCAGAAUAUGAAGAUAGUAGAUGCUUCUCCAACAGGAGGACAAGUCUUUGGUCGCUUUUAUGAUCUUACUAAAACAAUGGAUAGUGCAGAUAUCGAACAUGCUGAUAUUAUAAAAUGGGAUGGAAACGAUUUGAAGUGCAAGGCUGAGUCCUUUGAAAAUAAUGCUUAUGUAGAUUUGUUAAAAACAGUACAAGAAACAUUGAAGCAUGGACAAUUCCUUGUUUCGGAUAAUCCUGAAAAACGCAAGAUUUUAAGGAUAGCAAUUCAGUCGUUAGGGUCGCGAUUAUGGUUGUGCAAUACCGAAGAGAGUACUCGUUGUGAUCUUCUAAAAUUCCUCUACUGCUUUAGGUCACUGCUAAGGAGUUCUUAUGCCGUAGCAACCAUUACAGUUCCUGCUCAAAACUUUGACAACACGGAUGCUUUGGUAGAACGAAUUGAACACUUGUCGGACACUGCAGUUAGAUUGGAAUCAUUUGCUGGUUCCGCAAAGGAAACCAAUCCUAUCUUCCGAGAUUAUCAUGGCCUGUUGCACAUCAAGAAACUCUCUGCCUUCAAUACAUUAGCACCACAUAAUCCAGAAUCUACUGAUCUAGCAUUCAAAUUACGACGCAAAAAGUUUGUCAUAGAGGUCUUACAUUUACCGCCAGAAUUGGACGAUACCGCACAAAGAGAACAGGACGACUCCUCGGCUAUAGGAAGUUGUGGCAGCGGUAAUUCGAAAAAGUUAUUGGAAUUUUAAGUAUUCAAAGUAAAACAAAAUCUCGUAGCAUCUUACUUCACGAUAACGACGGUUCUAAGCAUAAUUAUUUCUGACAUUUAAAUAAAUAACAAGUACACGCUCAACAAGAUAAUUAUAACUAAAACAAAAUUAAUAUAUAUAUAUAUGUAUACACCUAUACGCCAAAAACAAUAUUUUUUUUACUUUGAUACAAAUUUUCGAAAGAUCAUGUAGACUUGCAUAUGUACUGACUUCCAUUAGAUAUAUUUCAUAUAUCACGUUAACCAAUGAUAUCGACUAGCUACGAAUAAAGGGCGCUUUUUAAAUAUCAAUCAUUUUCAUGAUGUAUCAAAACGUAUCUCUUAAAGCGCCCUCCACUCAUUAUAUAUUAGACAUUACAAACAAAUAUAAUUAAAUAUAUUUAAUUACCGAUUCCACAAUAACAUUGUCAAACAAUUAAUAAAUAUGCAACCAACACUUGUCUCAUUUAACCGGAAGUGCGCGACGUGCUAUAGUGAAUAAUGCAGGCGGUAGGAGAUAGGCUUCAUGCACACUUACAAUAAUGCGCAUAAAAAUACCUGUUGCUCUGAACCAGUACCUUUACGUAUUCGAGUUCAAAAUUAAGCGUACCCCCCCGCCAGGCCUCUCCCCGUGCCUCCCUCUAACUCAUUAUAAUUAUACCAUAAGAGUAAAGAUACACAGUUUAACAGAUAA
Cephus cinctus (wheat stem sawfly) is the source of this 2100-nucleotide messenger RNA. RefSeq names its product elongator complex protein 4 (gene Elp4). Lineage: Eukaryota; Metazoa; Arthropoda; Insecta; Hymenoptera; Cephidae. Gene Ontology annotation, biological process: tRNA wobble uridine modification. Gene Ontology annotation, cellular component: transcription elongation factor complex; cytoplasm; elongator holoenzyme complex. Bases 307 to 1407 code for a protein of 366 amino acids. The transcript is spliced from 5 exons. The record is from RefSeq and is a predicted model, not a curated record.